UCCAUACUUUUCUUUCCCUGUCUCACCAAUACCCACCUUUCUUUCCUCCAUUCUGCUUUCAUUUUCUUUGAAAUUUGGGGAUAUGGAGAAGAUGAGUUUUGUGAAGAAUGGAGUUUUGAGGUUACCUCCGGGGUUUAGGUUCCACCCCACGGAUGAAGAGCUAGUGGUUCAGUACCUGAAGAGGAAGGUUUUCAGCUGCCCUUUGCCGGCUUCCAUCAUCCCUGACUUUGACGUCUGCAAGUCUGAUCCUUGGGAUUUGCCAGGUGAUUGGGAGCAAGAAAGGUAUUUCUUUAGCACCAGAGAGGUGAAGUAUCCCAACGGGAAUAGGUCCAGCAGAGCUACUGGGUCUGGGUAUUGGAAGGCUACUGGGAUUGACAAGCAGAUUGCGAGUUGCAGAGGGCGGCAGCUUGUUGGGAUGAAGAAGACACUUGUUUUUUACAAAGGGAAAGCCCCCCAUGGCUCCAGAACUGAUUGGAUCAUGCACGAGUAUCGUCUCGCCAAUGCCCCAACCUCCCUGCAACCUCCCAACAACAACAACAACAACAACGUAAAAACAACAACACUUAAUUCCUUCUCUACAACAUUUAAGUGUUUGUUGACACACUUGUUUUCCAAUUUUCUGCAGGAGAACUGGGUGCUCUGCCGGAUAUUUUUGAAGAAGAGGACGGCCAAGAAGGAAGACGAGACAACAGAGAUGAACAGAGGUGCAAGUUUAGGGAAUGGUACUAAACCAGUUUUCUACGAUUUCUUGGCGAGAGAGAGGGCGGAUUUGAAUCUAGCUCCGGCUUCAUCAUCAUCAGGGUCUAGUGGGGUUACAGUGCUUUCAUCAAACCAUCAAACAUCGGAUGAUCAUGAAGAGAGUAGCAGCUGCAGUAGUUUCACCACUUUAAGGAGAAAACCUUAAACUAGCAGUCACUCUUUUUUUUUUUUUUUUUUUUUCCAGUCAGUCAAGUACUAAUUUAGACUUUCCCCCAGUCCCCACCCCACCCCGCCGGAAUAACCCAGUUCAGAGACGUAGUAGUUAUUGGCCACUCAAUUUCAAUCUCUUGCCUGCCUGCCACUAUCAUCAAAUCCAGAAUGGAACACCAGCAAAACAAAAAAUAUGUAAACAGGGAAAGAAAGAAAGAGAGACAAAAAUGGGGUUCAGACUUGCAAUCAAUGUUGUACAAAGAUAAUGUUAGAACAAGUUACUUUGUACUUGGCCAAAUCAAACAUUUUCUUCUCACUUGAUGUU
Molecule: messenger RNA, 1234 nt
Organism: Ipomoea nil (Japanese morning glory)
Lineage: Eukaryota; Viridiplantae; Streptophyta; Magnoliopsida; Solanales; Convolvulaceae
Product: NAC domain-containing protein 83
Exons: 2
Coding region: 83-904 (273 amino acids)
Biological process (GO): regulation of DNA-templated transcription
Molecular function (GO): DNA binding
Source: RefSeq, a predicted model, not a curated record